Amaranthus tricolor (Joseph's coat) is the source of this 417-nucleotide messenger RNA. RefSeq names its product E3 ubiquitin-protein ligase SINAT5-like. Gene Ontology annotation, cellular component: cytoplasm. The record is from RefSeq and is a predicted model, not a curated record. The transcript has a single exon. The coding region runs from base 33 to 335 and encodes 100 amino acids. Gene Ontology annotation, molecular function: protein binding; ubiquitin protein ligase activity. Gene Ontology annotation, biological process: ubiquitin-dependent protein catabolic process; multicellular organism development. Lineage: Eukaryota; Viridiplantae; Streptophyta; Magnoliopsida; Caryophyllales; Amaranthaceae.
UUCUGCUUGCAUUUUGAACGUUUCAGCUUAGCAUGGCUCCGAUUUCUAUGGCCUUUCUACGGUUCAUGGGCGACGAAACCGAUGCUCGAAAAUACAGUUAUAGCUUAGAAGUGGGUGGAUAUGGGAGGAAAAUGACAUGGGAGGAAACCUCACGAAGCAUUCAUGAUAGCCACAAAAAGGUUAGAGACAGUCAUGACGGCCUCGUUAUGCCUCGUAUAUUAGCACUUUUUUUCUCAGGUGAGGAUAGGAAAGAGCUAAAGCUUCGGAUCACUAGAAGAAUAUGGAAGGAACAGAAUCUAGAAUUGACUGCCUGCAUAUCAAAUCUUUGCAAUUGAUGAUCAAUUUUGCACAAAAUUCUGCUGCGUUCAUAUUCUAGUCAUAUUCACAUUUUUCACCAUUAUUGAGUUUUUGACUCGC